Messenger RNA from Drosophila hydei, 2128 nucleotides. RefSeq names its product chondroitin sulfate N-acetylgalactosaminyltransferase 1. Gene Ontology annotation, molecular function: glucuronosyl-N-acetylgalactosaminyl-proteoglycan 4-beta-N-acetylgalactosaminyltransferase activity. NCBI's taxonomy places the organism in Eukaryota, Metazoa, Arthropoda, Insecta, Diptera, Drosophilidae. The coding region runs from base 248 to 1891 and encodes 547 amino acids. The transcript is spliced from 5 exons. The record is from RefSeq and is a predicted model, not a curated record. Gene Ontology annotation, cellular component: Golgi cisterna membrane.
GUAAAUAAAAAUGAAACAUUGUUGAAAAAAAAAAGAUGGCAAUCGAUUGGGGGUUAGUUGUGCGCGUUUAUCCACGCCAGUUAAAUCGACAAUAAUAAUUAACUUCAACCAUAACCCAGACAGACAAACGUUAAAUAAGUGCAGAAAAGUUAUCUUUUGCACGGGCUGACAGACAGGUGACAGAUGUGUGAUAAGAGCAUUUUCAUAGCCAAUUCCCGAGCAAUAAUUGCCAAAUGUAACAUGGAAAAUGCAUAACUCGCUGGCUUCCAGGUUACUAGUGCGACUCCUGUUGCUUUUUGCGCUAGUAACUGUUAUUUCGAUUGUCAUUCUAACGAAAUGGGGCUUCGAUGAGCUGACCUCACAAACGGAUAAAGAUUCGCCUCCCAAUCCCAGCGAGACAAAUGGCUAUACUUAUGCACUGAGCUCUCGGGAUGCGGAAAUCGAGCGUCUCAAGCACGAGGUACUCACGCUACGUGCUCAGCUUGUGCUCGUGCAGAGCAAUCGCAGCAACAAUGGACUACCGGUCCGGUUGCCCUUGCAGAGCAGUGGCUACUCCCCCUCCUCCGCCACAGCCUCCUCCAACAGCAACAACAACAAUAGUAACUCGCAUCUGCACCAGUCAGACACCACGAUUGCCUCGCUGACGCAUCACUACGACUGCAGCAGCUACAUACGCAAACAGGUGGGCGCCGCUGAGAUACUUCACGGGCUGCCCCUCAAUAAUGAAUACGAGAUGAUUCCGUUUAAUCACUUCACCUUCACGCGCGUCUAUCCUAUUGAUCUGGGUCUGGGCAAGCGUGUCGUGGAGAAGCCCAUUGGCUACAGGCGUCGCGAUCUCCUGGAGGCUGUUAACAAGGCGCUCGAGAGUUUAAAUCGCAAUCAUACGGCGCGUGCCAGAGCCAAAGGACUCGCAGCCACCGAACUGGGCCGCUACACGCUGGAUGACUUUGUCGAGGGCAUUUACCGUACGGAGCCCACAACGGGCAGCCAGUAUGAGUUGUAUUUCCAGAGCAUCAAGCAUCAGACAAAUGUCGUGCGCAAAGCACUAAUCAUGCGACCCUUUGCUCCACUGCAGACGGUGCAGCUCUCGGAGGUGGCUGCCAGUCCCAUCAUACAUGUAAUCCUGCCACUCUCUGGACGACUGCGCAGCUUUCGCAGUUUUGUACAGAGGCUAAACAAACUGGCUGAUCAGCGCCUGCACCUGGUUGUCGUCUACUUUGGCGAGGCGGGACUUAAGGAAGCCCAGCUAAUUGCAGGAGGUGCUAAACGUGUGCAGCUCGUUGCCUUGAAUGAAACAUUCAGUAGAGCCAAAGCCUUACGACUGGGCGCCGAGCACAUUCCGCCGCAGGCAGCAAAGGCAAUGCAAGAUGCUUUGCUCUUCAUGUGCGAUGUGGAUAUUGUCUUUACAGCCAAAUUUCUGGAGCGUUGUCGCUGGAAUACGGCGCCGGGCAAGAAGGUUUACUAUCCCGUGGUAUUUAGCCUCUACAAUCCACAUGUUGUCUAUACGCUGCAGGGCAAAAUUCUGCCCAGCGAGGAGGAGCAGCUGGUCAUCUCCAGGGAUACUGGCUUCUGGCGUGACUUUGGCUAUGGCAUGACCUGCCAAUAUCGCUCGGAUUUCCUGCAAAUACGCGGCUUUGACGAGGAAAUCGUUGGCUGGGGUGGGGAGGAUGUGAUGCUCUAUCGAAAAUAUGUCAGAUCAAAAAUUAAGAUCGUAAGGGCAACAGAUCCCGGCAUCUUUCAUCGCUGGCACACCAAGAUUUGCACCGGUUCACUUAGUGCGGAUCAGUAUCGCGCCUGCAUACGUUCGCGCGCAUUGAAUGAGGCAUCUCAUGCCCAGCUGGGCUUUCUGGCCUUUCAGGACGAGAUUGCCGCUGCAAUGGCCCACUCGUGAUAUCUUUUUGGAAUACAGGCCACUGCUUACAAUCUAGUUAGCCACAAUGUGACAAUAACUUGUAUUUAGCCAAUCGUUGAACUAGCAUAAUUGUUAAAUCUGUUUCUUAGACGCCUAGAUAAUUAACUAAAACUAAAAUUAACUUUACUCUGUAGUCGUAUGACAAAUUGUUCUUCCAUGAAGCGAACUAGAUGCAAUCUUAAACAACAACAAAGACAAACAAACGAGAAACACAAA